Messenger RNA from Sorex fumeus (smoky shrew), 954 nucleotides. Its product is annotated as zinc finger protein 345-like. Gene Ontology annotation, biological process: central nervous system development; regulation of transcription by RNA polymerase II. Gene Ontology annotation, cellular component: nucleus. The transcript is spliced from 2 exons. Lineage: Eukaryota; Metazoa; Chordata; Mammalia; Eulipotyphla; Soricidae. Gene Ontology annotation, molecular function: RNA polymerase II cis-regulatory region sequence-specific DNA binding; DNA-binding transcription factor activity, RNA polymerase II-specific. The record is from RefSeq and is a predicted model, not a curated record. The annotation marks the transcript as partial.
GUACAUAGGAGAAUUCACACUGGAGAGAAACCAUAUAUAUGUAAGGAAUGUGGGAAAGCCUUUGCGAAAGCCUCAAAUCUUAGUGUACAUAGGAGAAUUCACACAGGAGAGAAACCGUAUAAAUGUAAGGAAUGUGGGAAGGCCUUUGCUCAAUCCUCAAGCCUUGGUGUACAUAGGAGAAUUCACACUGGAGAGAAACCGUAUACAUGUAAGGAAUGUGGGAAGUCCUUUGCUGAAGCCUCAAGCCUUCGUGUACAUAGGAGAAUUCACACUGGAGAGAAACCGUAUAUAUGUAAGGAAUGUGGGAAGGCCUUUGCUGGAGCCUCAAAACUUACUGUACAUAGGAGAAUUCACACUGGAGAGAAACCGUAUAUAUGUAAGGAAUGUGGAAAGGCCUUUGCUACAGCCUCAAGCCUUAAUGUACAUAGGAGAAUUCACACUGGAGAGAAACCGUAUAUAUGUAAUGAAUGUGGAAAGGCCUUUGCUUUGGCCUCAAGACUUAGUGAACAUUGGAAAAUUCACACUGGAGAGAGACCCUAUGUUUGUAAGGAAUGUGGAAAGGCCUUUAUUUUGGCCUCAAGACUUAGUGUACAUAGGAGAAUUCACACUGGAGAGAAACCGUAUAUAUGUAAGGAAUGUGGGAAGUCCUUUGCUGAUGCCUCAAGCCUUAGUGUACAUAGGAGAAUUCACACUGGAGAGAAACCGUAUAUAUGUAAGGAAUGUGGGAAGGCCUUUGCUAAAUCCUCAAGCCUUACUAUACAUAGGAGAAUUCACACUGGAGAGAAACCGUAUAUAUGUAAGGAAUGUGGGAAGUCCUUUGCUGAUGCCUCAAGCCUUAGUGUACAUAGGAGAAUUCACACUGGAGAGAAACCAUAUAUAUGUAAGGAAUGUGGGAAGGCCUUUGCUAAAUCCUCAAACCUUACUAUACAUAGGAGAAUUCACACUGGAGAGAAA